AUGAAAUUCAUAAUAGCUACAAUUCUAUUAUCGACAUCAAUUAUCAACGUAUUUGGGCUAAACUGUGGCUCGAAUGAAGUCUACUUGAGAACAACACCCGGAUGUCCGCCUACCUGUGCCGACCCUAACGGACCAUUUUGUAUGGUAAUUGAAGUCAAGCCGUCGUGUCAAUGCAUUUCCGGUACGGUUCGCGACACCGUUAAUAAUCGAGUAAUGGGCGACUUAUACCUGUUGGACGACCGGAUGAGGGCCCGUAUUGAUCAGCUAUGCUCACAGCCUGUAUGGCACAUGCGUAUGGAAGUGCCCAUACAAUUAGUUAACACUGACCAAACCAUGAUGGUCUGGGCUUAUUUCAUACCUGAUUUUAAGCCCAAAUUAUUGACCUACACUACGUUGGAUAACUAUACGAGUGUAAUGGCUAUGCUAUGGGGCCAGCAGUACGAUGCGACCAGCAGGGUGCUUGAGAAUCAAAUAGCUAAGUUUAAGUCCCUGUGUUGCAUUAAGCGCUGCGAUUGCGAUCGUUGCCGGCUCAGUAGUGAUCCCAUGAAUACCACGUACUCUUCAAAUGACAUUUUCAAUGAUAUCUCGUACAUCAUAUCGGGUUCUGACGGUAUUUGA
Medioppia subpectinata is the source of this 618-nucleotide messenger RNA. Lineage: Eukaryota; Metazoa; Arthropoda; Arachnida; Sarcoptiformes; Oppiidae. The record is from the annotation of a GenBank genome assembly.